AUGGAUAUCCCUAGCUUCUACGAGGACUCAGCUACGUCAUGGGGGCCCGACACUAAGGACUCUAUGCCUCGCAGCCCUACACUCUACUCCCCCCUGGCAAGACCCUCGACACCCCCUACAUCGUUGAAGGACGACCGUUUCCAGAUGGUUCUCUUCACUCCCCGCCUGGUGCGCAUCACCCUCACCAACGUGAGCGUGACAGACGAGGGUGGCUACUUCUGCCAGCUCUACACUGACGACACCCACCACCAAGUGGCCACGCUGUCCGUGUCCGUCCCUCCCGACACCCCCACGGUGGAGGUGAGGCAGGAGGCCGUGGAGGGGGGUGAGGUGGAGCUCACCUGCCUGUCGCCUCGCAGCAAGCCCCCCGCCACGCUGCGCUGGAUCAGGGACCGCCGGGAGAUACCAGGUGUGGUGUCCCAGCAGGAAAAUGGGAAGACAGUGAGUGUGUCCAGCACCAUCCGUCUCCCUGUGGAGAGGAGAGACAACGGGGCAGCGGUCAGCUGUGAGGCAUCCCACCCCGCCCUGGGGGGGCAGAAGAGGGUCCGCCACUACCGCCUCGACGUCUACUUUGCCCCCACAGUGAGGAUCAUCCCUCCCCCUGGCAUCCUCCGAGAGGGAGACUCUCUCAGCCUCACCUGCUCCAUCACUGGCAACCCACUGCCUAGGGAUGUCCAGUGGACUAAGAUUAAUGACACCUUACCUGAGAGGGCGGAGAUCUCUGGCCCCACCCUCCAGGUGUCCCGUCUCAGCCAAUCACACAACGGGACCUACCUGUGUCAGGCGCAGAACAACUACGGCCGUGCCGCUGACCACUACACGCUGCUGGUGUACGACCCCGGUGCAGUGAUUGAGACCCACAGUGCAGUACCGUACGCUGUGAUAGGGGGCGUCCUGGCUCUGCUGGUCUUCACCAUCAUCUGUGUUCUCAUCAUCACCAUCUGGUGCUCAGUCCGACAGAAAGGUUCAUAUCUUACCCAUGAGGCCAGUGGGCUGGACGAGCACGGGGAGGUCCAGGAGGCUUUCCUCAACGGGAAUGAUGCCAGUCAGGGCAAGAAGGAGUACCUACUGUAGCCUCCAUCCCCAAAACCCACACCCCUCCCCCAACACGCCAUGACGGGUGGCCUUCUGAAUCUACUGUAAUACUACUGCACACAGACCACAUCACAGACCACAACACAGACCACAACACAGACCACAACAAAGACUGAAAGAGAGACGAUCCGUCCAGCCCUUACAUUACAACUGUGCCAUACUGUAGAUGUACUGGAGGAAGGAGCGAGGGAGCGAGGGAGGAUGGCAGAGAUAGGGGAAAGUGAUAAUAGGGUCAUUAUUUUGAUAGAGAGAAGAGAUAACAAGAAAGAAAGCCUCAGCACUUUCCUUCCCUGUGAUAAUUGGAGAGGGAGGGAGAGAGAGAGAUAAAACGUGGUGUGGGGUCGGUAUGGUUUCCAGAAGCUAUUGAGUUUGAAUGUUCAAUUUGAUUACUUGAAAUUGCCAAAGCACAUCAGCCAACAGAGAGCAACUCAUCUAUAAUUAUUUGACAACAUUGCAGAGUGUUACCCUGAAAGUCUCAUAAAGUAUUUCUGAACUGUUCAGUCAAUUCUGCAGACAACCCAGGUAUUGUAUUUGCCGUCCGUUCUGGGGAGUCUGCCAAUGUUUUCUGGGUAAUUUAGAAACCUUCCUGUUAUGAAUGACUGCUUUCCUCGCAGAACAGAACUGUUGUUUCUCUUCUUUGAAUUCUCUCUCUCUUUCUCCCUCCCUCUCUAUUCACCUCUCUUUCUC
This is a messenger RNA of Salvelinus namaycush (lake trout), 1782 nucleotides long. RefSeq names its product cell adhesion molecule 4-like. The record is from RefSeq and is a predicted model, not a curated record. Gene Ontology annotation, molecular function: vascular endothelial growth factor receptor 2 binding. Gene Ontology annotation, cellular component: cell-cell contact zone. NCBI's taxonomy places the organism in Eukaryota, Metazoa, Chordata, Actinopteri, Salmoniformes, Salmonidae. The coding region runs from base 1 to 1074 and encodes 357 amino acids. Gene Ontology annotation, biological process: negative regulation of peptidyl-tyrosine phosphorylation; regulation of Rac protein signal transduction; regulation of wound healing. The transcript is spliced from 7 exons.